Fraxinus pennsylvanica is the source of this 1395-nucleotide messenger RNA. NCBI's taxonomy places the organism in Eukaryota, Viridiplantae, Streptophyta, Magnoliopsida, Lamiales, Oleaceae. The record is from the annotation of a GenBank genome assembly.
AUGGGUUGCUUUCCUUGUUUUGACACAAGGGAGGAGGGAAAGCUAAAUCCUCAAAAACAGAGAGAUGGUCACAAGGAAGUCCAACCAAACAUCCCAUCCAACAUAGCAAGAUUAUCAUCUGGUGCAGACAGGGCCAAAUUAAGAAGCAAUGUUGGGCCAAGGAAAGAACCGUUGGCACCAGUAGACGCACCUGGUGCUCAAAUUGCUGCACAGACAUUUACUUUUCGUGAGCUUGCUGCUGCUACAAAUAACUUUAGGCCAGAGUGUUUCUUAGGGGAAGGAGGAUUUGGAAGUGUCUACAAAGGGCAGCUUCCCAAUGGUCAGGUCGUUGCUGUUAAGCAGUUGGAUAGGAAUGGGCUUCAGGGUAAUCGAGAAUUUUUGGUUGAGGUUCUUAUGCUUAGCCUUCUACAUCAUCCUAACUUGAUGAACUUAAUUGGUUACUGUGCUGAUGGGGAUCAGAGGCUUCUUGUCUAUGAAUUUAUGCCCUUGGGAUCAUUGGAAGAUCACCUUCUCGAUCUUCCACCUGAUAAAGAACCAUUAGAUUGGAACACAAGAAUGAAGAUAGCAGCUGGUGCAGCUAAAGGUUUGGAGUAUCUCCAUGACAAGGCAAAUCCUCCCGUUAUUUAUCGGGAUUUUAAGUCAUCAAACAUAUUGCUAGGUGAAGGAUAUUCCCCUAAGCUCUCCGACUUUGGACUUGCAAAGCUAGGUCCUACAGGAGACAAGUCACACGUGUCCACCAGGGUCAUGGGAACUUAUGGCUAUUGUGCUCCUGAGUAUGCCAUGACUGGGCAACUGACAGUGAAAUCUGAUGUUUACAGUUUUGGGGUUGUCUUCCUAGAGCUCAUCACUGGACGUAAAGCCGUUGACGGAACCCAACCACAUGGAGAACAGAACCUUGUCACAUGGGCACGGCCAUUGUUCCAUGACCGUAGGAAAUUUGCAAAAUUGGCAGAUCCACGACUGCAAGGCAAGUAUCCUAUGCGAGGUCUUUAUCAGGCUCUAGCUGUGGCAUCGUUGUGUAUCCAAGAACAGGCUGCUGGUCGCCCUCUAAUUGGAGAUGUGGUCACUGCACUUUCUUAUUUGGCAAAUCAGGCGUAUGAUACUAGUACAGCUCCUGGACAUAGCUACAGGUUCUCUGGGGACAAGGAUGAUAACAGAAACAAAGAUGAGCGAGGUGGAAAAAUAUUUAGGAAUGAAGAGGGAGGAGGAUCUGGACGCAAGUGGGACUUGGAAGGAUCUGAGAAGGAUGAUUCUCCAAGAGAAACUACGAAAAUGUUGAACAGAGACUUGGACAGGGAACGCGCAGUUGCGGAAGCUAAGAUGUGGGGUGAGAAUUGGCGGGAAAAAAGACGACAAAGUGCUCAAGGAAGUUUUGAUGGCAAUAAUGGGUACUAA